Messenger RNA from Vittaforma corneae ATCC 50505, 273 nucleotides. RefSeq names its product ubiquitin-40S ribosomal protein S27a. Gene Ontology annotation, molecular function: protein tag activity; ubiquitin protein ligase binding. Gene Ontology annotation, biological process: modification-dependent protein catabolic process; protein ubiquitination. The coding region runs from base 1 to 273 and encodes 90 amino acids. The transcript has a single exon. The record is from RefSeq and is a predicted model, not a curated record. Gene Ontology annotation, cellular component: nucleus; cytoplasm. Lineage: Eukaryota; Fungi; Microsporidia; Nosematidae.
AUGCAAAUCUUUGUAAAGACACUUACAGGAAAAGUAAUAACACUCGAGGUUGAGCCAUCGGACACCAUUGACAGCAUAAAGGCUAAGAUACAGGAUAAAGAGGGCAUUCCACCGGAUCAGCAACGUCUCAUAUUUGCAGGAAAACAAUUGGAAGACGGUCGUACACUUUCUGACUACAACAUCCAGAAGGAGUCUACUCUCCAUCUUGUUUUGAGACUGAGAGGAGGAAAGAAAAAGAAAAAGAAGGAGUACACAACACCCAAGAAAGUCUAG